AGUCAGUCCAGUCGACCUUCAUCCACCGCCACACCUUCCGUUCUGGAACCGCCUAUAUAUACUCGACGUCUGGACAGAGUCUUCAGCAUUCGCACGCAGUCUUCAUCUCAGAAGAGGCAGUUCACCCCUAACAACCAUCAACCAUGAUGAAAUACGUGGUCCUGGCCCUGUGCCUGUUCGCCGCCGUCUUCGCCGCUGAGGAGUCCGCCCCCAAGGAGAAGCGCGGCCUGGCCUACGCCACCGGCCUCGGCUACUCCGCCCCCCUGGCCUACUCUUCUGGACUCUACGGUGGAUACGGAUACGGGUACCCUGGAUACGCUGCCGGCUACUACGGUCUCGGCUACCGCGGUCUGGGAUACAGCGGCCUCGGCUACCACGGACUCGGCUACUAUGGCGGUUACCACUACUAAAUCCCACAGACUGAUAUCAAUCCACUGUCCUGACAAUCCAUUCACUAUCUUUGCCGAUCCAAGUGGCAUUCAGCGAGCCUAGUCCGCAAAAUAACUGCCAAGUCAUGUGUGUGUACUUGGCAGUCAGUUCCUUCCCCUGACUGCUGUGACAGUUAAUAGCUCAAACAAUAAAAACUCUUCUUUACUUUAUAAA
Messenger RNA from Schistocerca americana (American grasshopper), 603 nucleotides. Its product is annotated as cuticle protein 6.4-like. The transcript has 2 exons. Lineage: Eukaryota; Metazoa; Arthropoda; Insecta; Orthoptera; Acrididae. The record is from RefSeq and is a predicted model, not a curated record. Bases 144 to 410 code for a protein of 88 amino acids.